Messenger RNA from Rubroshorea leprosula, 1195 nucleotides. NCBI's taxonomy places the organism in Eukaryota, Viridiplantae, Streptophyta, Magnoliopsida, Malvales, Dipterocarpaceae. The record is from the annotation of a GenBank genome assembly.
UUUCUAUUAAUUUCUAUCGAGAUCUAAAAUUGAUCUUCUCCCAAAAUUUUGCAGAUUGUCAUCUUCAACAAACUCAAUCAAGUUAGAGUUUACAUUGAUUUUCUUCUAAGAUGUCCACAGAGCAGGUUUCUAAUGUUAGAUUAAGGGCGGGGGUUUCAAAGCAACCCACACAAAAAGAUGAUUUAGCGACGGAAAGUAGCACUCCAGCUUCAAGCGGCGGAAUGGUGGUUAAUGGUCAGCCAGCGAUGCCUUCGUCCCCGUCGAGACGGCCGUCUUUCUCCCAACGAGCAAUAUCUCAGACUCUAACUGGCACGGCGAACCUCGCUAACCUCCUUCCGACGGGGACCCUCCUGGCCUUCCAGAUCCUCAUGCCAAUCUUCACCAGGAACGGCGCCUGCGACUCCGCCACGCGCCCGAUGACCCUCGUGCUCCUCCUCCUCCUCGCCAUCUCAUGCUGCCUCGCUUCCUUCACCGACAGCGUGAAAGCCUCCGACGGUCAGGUGUAUUACGGGUUCGUGACGUUUAAGGGGAUGUACUUGUUUGACUCUCCCGACCCGACCGGGUUGGGUUUGCCAGACUUGACCACGUACAAAAUCAGGUUGAUUGAUUGGGUGCAUGCGGUGCUGUCGGUGUUAGUGUUUGGGGCCGUGGCGUUGAGAGAUAGAAAUGUCGUGAGCUGCUUUUAUCCGUCGCCGGAGAAGGAGAUAAAGGAGGUUUUGGAUAUUGUUCCAGUGGGGAUUGGGCUGAUUUGCAGCUUGUUGGGAUGUACUUGUUUGACUAUCCCGACCCGACCGGGUCGGGUUUGCCAGACUUGACCAAGUACAAAAUCAGGUUCAUUGAUGGGGUUCAUGCGGUGCUGUCGGUGUUAGUGUUUGGGGCCGUGGCGUUGAGAGAUAGAAAUGUUGUGAGCUGCUUUUAUCCGUCGCCGGAGAAGGAGAUAAAGGAGGUUUUGGAUAUUGUUCCAGUGGGGAUUGGGCUGAUUUGCAGCUUGUUGUUCAUGGUGUUUCCGACCCGACGACAUGGGAUCGGGUACCCUGUUACACCUGGCAAAUAAUUGAAAUAACAUUUUUUCAAUUUUUUACUUUUUUUUCUUCUGUACUCCAUUACACCUGUCAAAAAUUGAAAUAAUUGUUUUUUCAAUUAUUUACUUUUUUUUUUCUGUACUCCAUUACUCCUAUAGCUUAAAUUUAUUUAC